CCUCCAUUCUCUCUGGACGUGUCAGUCAUGAAGCCUUAUUUAAUGACCAUUUCCAUCCUUCUGAUCCUGGUUCAUAAGACUCCAGGUGGUCUGUUCAGAUCCUCUUAUGGCAAGAAACAGGAAGAGCCUUGGAAUCCAUGCCAGCUGUACCAUGGCAUGUGCCGAAAUGCCUGCAGAAAACAUGAAAUUCUAUACUUAACCUGUCUAAAUGAUCAAAAGUGUUGCCUGAAAUUUUCUAAGAAAAUAGCCAGUGCUAAUGAGAAGGAGGAUUCAGACUCCGACUCCAACUAGUCUUUUACGAACCCUUCAAGCUACUCUCGGAUUUGAAUAUCAGCAACCUUACCCACCCCUCCCAUAAAAAUGCAUUCCUUCUCAAGUGUGUGUCUUUCAUCUGUGAGCAGCCGUUAUUGGACAGAAAAAGGAAGGUUAGGCUGGGAGCUGGGGGGCCACUGAGUAUAGACAAGGGCAAAAAAGCAAAUAAGAUAUGAGGGU
Messenger RNA from Phacochoerus africanus (Common warthog), 492 nucleotides. Its product is annotated as beta-defensin 116-like. NCBI's taxonomy places the organism in Eukaryota, Metazoa, Chordata, Mammalia, Artiodactyla, Suidae. Gene Ontology annotation, cellular component: extracellular region. The coding region runs from base 28 to 291 and encodes 87 amino acids. The transcript is spliced from 2 exons. Gene Ontology annotation, biological process: innate immune response. The record is from RefSeq and is a predicted model, not a curated record.